This is a messenger RNA of Menidia menidia (Atlantic silverside), 4084 nucleotides long. Lineage: Eukaryota; Metazoa; Chordata; Actinopteri; Atheriniformes; Atherinopsidae. The record is from the annotation of a GenBank genome assembly.
GGGGGGAGGGAGGGGGGGGGGGGGAAACAGAAUCGCCGUCAGUGUGCUGGCGGUGCGGGGUCACGAACUAUGACCUUUAACAGAAGAAAACCACAACAUUAUUUUUUUUAAAUAGCAGAGAGCCUUAAAUGAGUGGCCGCGGUCUCCCCGAGAUCCUUCCAGACCUCACUAAUGACCUCAAAUCAUCAUGACGACCAACCAGAAUCUGCUGUCUCAGCAGAAAGUGGACUCUGAGCAGGAAGCAGAGGGGUCGUCCUCUCCGUCAGACUCUGCAAUGAGUGAGUCUCCACAGCGCUUUCAGGUCAUCUCCACUGAGCCUGCUGCAACGCCACAGCGAAUACAGAUUGUGACCGACCAGCAGACCGGUCAGAAGAUCCAGAUAGUCACCACGAUGAACCCGUCCAACCCUCCUAAGCAGCAAUUCAUUCUCGCCACCGCUGACGGCUCAGGGGCAAACAAGGUCAUCCUGGCCUCACCAGAGAGUCACAACACGAAGCAGCUCAUCUUCACUGCUGCAGACAACCUGAUGCCGGGAAGGAUACAGAUUGUUACAGAUCCAGUGUCAAUGGAACGGCUGCUUGGACAGGCAGGAGAUUUAAGUCGACCUCAGCCGGUGGAGUACUGCGUGGUGUGCGGCGACAAAGCUUCAGGGCGCCACUACGGAGCUGUCAGCUGUGAGGGAUGCAAGGGCUUCUUCAAGAGGAGUGUGAGGAAGAAUCUUACCUACAGCUGCCGCAGCAAGCAAGACUGCGUCAUCAACAAGCACCACCGCAACCGCUGCCAGUUCUGUCGACUGAGGAAAUGCCUUAAGAUGGGGAUGAAGACUGAGUCUGUCCAGAGUGAAAGGAAGCCCAUUGAUGUUAUGCCCAGAGAGAGGCAUGCCAACUGUGCUGCCUCCACCCAGAAAAUAUACAUCCGUAAGGACCUAAACAGCCCACUUAUCGCCACGCCAACCUUUAUCUCUGAUACUGAUACAGACGGCUCCAGAUCAAGCCUACUGGACCAAGGGAUGCUGGUUAAUAUCCAGCAGCCGGUCAUCCAGACUGAUGGAACUUUGCUGCUGGCAACUGACUCCAAGAUCGAUACCGGACACGGAGACUUGGGGACGUUAGCCAAUGUAGUGACAUCACUGGCCAAUCUGAGUGACUCACUCAAAGAAAACCUGAGCAACGGGGACACCUCAGACGGCCAGCAUGAGGAACAGUCGGCCAGCGAGAUAACACGUGCCUUUGAUGCUCUGGCCAAAGUCUUCAACCCGCCAGAAGUAUCAGUUGAACAAAGUGUGGCCGGGAAGUGUGCCACUGGAACAACUAUCCAGUUGAUUGGUCGGGACCAGGAGACGCCCAUCAUUGAGGUGGAGGGGCCGCUGCUCACAGACAGCCACGUCGGUUUCAAGGUCGUUUCCUCAUCCAAUGAACUUCCUCUGUCUCCUAUAUCAAUGCUAAAGCUGACCAUGCCCAGCCCUAUGCCCGAAUUUCUGAAUGUACACUACAUAUGUGAGUCGGCAUCCAGACUUCUCUUCCUCUCCAUGCACUGGGCGCGAUCCAUCCCUGCCUUCUCAGCUCUUGGUCAGGAGGCAAACACCAGUUUGGUGCGAGCCUGCUGGAACGAGUUGUUCACUCUGGGCCUCGCUCAGUGUGCCCACGUGAUGAACCUGUCAACCAUCCUCACCGCCAUCAUCAACCACCUGCAGAGCAGCAUCCAGGAUGACAAGUCUGGGGAGAGGGUGAAGCAGGUGAUGGAGCAUAUCUGGAAGUUUCAGGAGUUCUGUAACAGCAUGACAAGGCUCGAGACCGACAGCUACGAAUAUGCCUACCUGAAGGCCAUCAUGCUGUUCAGCCCUGAUCAUCCAGGUGUGGACAGCAGUGGGCAGAUUGAGAAAUUCCAGGAAAAAGCUCUGAUGGAGCUGCAGGACUAUGUUCAGAAAACAUAUCCCGAUGAGACAUACAGGCUGACGCGUAUCCUGACGCGCCUCCCCGCCCUGCGCCUUAUGAGCCCCAGCAUCACAGAGGAGCUCUUCUUCACUGGCUUAAUAGGAAACGUCUCCAUUGACAGUAUCAUUCCCUACAUCCUGAAGAUGGAGACGGCUGAGUAUAACAGCCAGGACUCCGACUCAGCAGAGUGACAACAGUCCCAGCUCCCACGGUUGUCUUUUUAAAGUCAGUGAGUUUCCCUUUCAGGGAUACUCUGUCUUUGGUGAGCUGUGGCCUGAACUGCUGCUGCAGCCACUUUUUUUUCUAAUGGUGUAUGGUCAGUGGGGAAUGCUCAGUAGAUUAGGAUAAUGCAUCUUUUGACGACCUGGAAAGUUUUCUGCAGCUGAGAACUAAAAAAUUAAUUCUCAGCAGCUGUCAGUUCUUUUUAUGUCUUCAUAGCACUUCAACCUCACUAGCUUUUUGAAUAGUUUUGUAUUUAUUUCAGCCAUACCAUGCUCCAACAUGAUCCCAUACAUGUCUAAAUGUUACCUUUUGAUACAGAUUUAUCACCUGUUUAGUAUCCCGCUGACAUCAAAGUAAAUCAGAUUUACUUUAAAUCUGCAAGGGACUUGUACCUGCAGGCUUUUGCUAAUAACAGCACAGUGUAAAGGCACUUGUUAAAUGGAAGUGGUGAAAAAAAAAAUUAGGUCGAGAAUAAUUUUUCUGACUAUAAAGAACUGCAAGUGAAAGAUUUAGUCAAGUCAGAGGUUGUGUUCUCUCUGAUUCUUUGAAAUUCAUUCACCAUUAAUUAGUCUAAUCGAAAUGGUGGUUGGAAAAGUGGUAAAGUGUAUUCAAAAUACUGCCUAAUAUAACUAGCUUCCAUAAUGUGCAUUCAUACCUUCUUACAAGGCCACCUGUGUCUGAUGUCCAUCUAUUUUCUGCACCGGCUGAUUCAGUCGGAGGUGCCACCGAGCUAGUUGGGGUACACCUUGGGUGUUGAUUUUAAAGGUCAAAUGAACUUUUUUUACUGUUCUUGUUUUUAUUUGGUACCCCUCGGCCCAGGACACAGUGAAAAUAUGACUUGUAUAAUCUGUGCAAUCACCUCAUAACCUUUCCCUCAGUGACAAUCGCUCUCAGUGACAGUUGCUCUGCUCUCCAUCUGUAUGCCCGCCUGCCUUUUCUGUGUUUACCCACAACGACUGUUUCAUUCAGAGAAGAGGACUAUUUUGAAGGUUUGGGUUCAGAAUUCUUGCCUACAUGUAGCUAUGCUACUGGUUUUUGUUUGCAUAUGCGUUGGGUGCACAUUAGUCAGUUUGGUAGUGUUCCACAGUAUUCAAGCUGACUAAAACCUUGUGUUGUGUUUUUUUUUAUUCUUUGUAUUUUUGUUUGUUGUGAAUGCAUUUCCUUGUUACAUACUAAGUGUACUUAAAGUACGUUUGGGCAGGUUUCCCUGUAAAAAGAAAAGACAAGGUCAUAUUGAGUGCAUUGAUGUCUUGAAGACAGUAUGGAGAUAUGCAUCGACUUAUCCUCUGCUCAGAAUAAACAUCCACAGCAACAUGAAUGAUUUAAAAAAAUAUAAAUAAAUUAACAUGGAAUAUGUCUUGUGAAAUAAUUGUCAGUUGUAAUUUGGUUUAAAACCUGAACAGACUGUUUGUAAAGGCACUGAUAUGAAAUUGCAUUUGUACAUGUGAUAUCAUUAAAAUGAGUGCACGUUGUUUUUAAGCAGGGUUUUAUAAUCUUGUCUGUGUCUGUCCUAAAUAGGAGCCUUGUUAUCAUUUUUAUAGUGCAUUGCAAUGCAUGACGAUUUUGCUUAAGCACAUUUUAUUAAAUGCAAUAUGAAAAGUGUUGAUUUAAAUGUGGCUUUAAAUAUUUACCAUGAGUAGGUCAGGAUAUUAUGUGUUUCUUACGUGGUUUGAGUAUGCCACUGUUAAAAUUUUAUACUGUGUUAAUGCCCUCAUUUUUCUGAGAUGUUUGUCUUUAAAGAUUUGGAUUGACAAAUUCUGACCAUAUUCAUCUGUUGCUUACGUUGGUCACUUAGUCAAAAGCCUACAUUUCUACCUCACAGAUAUAAAUCAGAUGUAUUGAUGACUGAGCUCAUGUAUCAGCAUUCCACUCUCUAAGGCCUGCUUCUCUGAAGCCACAUGUUUUAAACAAAAUAAAGAAAUAUUCAU